Daphnia pulex (common water flea) is the source of this 1013-nucleotide messenger RNA. Its product is annotated as bifunctional peptidase and (3S)-lysyl hydroxylase Jmjd7-like. The record is from RefSeq and is a predicted model, not a curated record. NCBI's taxonomy places the organism in Eukaryota, Metazoa, Arthropoda, Branchiopoda, Diplostraca, Daphniidae. The transcript is spliced from 4 exons. The coding region runs from base 69 to 983 and encodes 304 amino acids. Gene Ontology annotation, molecular function: 2-oxoglutarate-dependent dioxygenase activity.
CCCGGGCGUCUGAGUUGUCUGCUGUGAGUACCGUCAAAAUGUUGGAGUGAGUCUUCACCUUCACGAGAAUGUCAACAAGCAAGUUUGAAAAACUCUCCAGUGAAGCUUUUGAAUUUUAUCUUACAACGAAUGUGCCUUAUCUGGAAGAAUUGCCCACUUGCUUGGAAUUCUAUAGAAAUUAUGUGGCUCAAAAUCGGCCAGUGAUUAUCCGUAAUGCUUUCAACAGCUGGCCGGCGUUAUCGAAAUGGAACAUUGAAUACUUAAGGCAGUCUUAUGGGACAAAAGAUGUCACAGUAACCGUCACCCCAAAUGGUUAUGCUGAUGCAGUCACAAAUGGACACUUUGUUCUUCCCCUGGAAAAGGUGAUGCCCAUGAACCAGUUUUUGAAAUCACUGGAAAACCCUGUCGUAAACAGGGUGCACUAUAUUCAAACACAGAACUCCAAUCUCACCAAAGAGUUUGCAGAAUUGAUAGCUGACUCUGCAGACGAGAUUGAGUGGGCCUCAACAUUGUUUGGCACCAAGCCAGAUGCAGUCAAUUUCUGGAUGGGAGAUGAGCGGGCAAUCACAUCGAUGCACAAGGAUCCCUAUGAAAACAUGUACUGUGUCGUUUCUGGAUACAAAGACUUCAUUCUCCACCCUCCCACAGACCAGCCAUGGAUACCUUAUGCAAAUUAUCCCAAAGCUAGUUACCAAGAAAUCGACGGAGAUUUGAAGAUUGUUCCGGAUGAUGACGGAACCAUUCCUUGGAUAGAUAUCGAUCCUUUGAAGCCCGACUUGACAAAAUAUCCCAAGUACAAAAAUGCUCGGCAGAUUCGAUGUCGCGUUGAGAAAGGUGAAAUGCUCUACCUGCCCUCGCUUUGGUUCCACCACGUCCGCCAGUCUCACGGCUGCAUAGCAGUCAACUACUGGUACGAUAUGCAAUACGACAUCAAGUACAAUUAUUUCGAAUUUGUUAAAGACCUGGUCAACUGUGAUGCGUGAUUUGCCAAUAAAAUGUCAUUGCCUGUUGAA